Prosopis cineraria is the source of this 2079-nucleotide messenger RNA. RefSeq names its product BTB/POZ domain-containing protein At3g08570. Lineage: Eukaryota; Viridiplantae; Streptophyta; Magnoliopsida; Fabales; Fabaceae. Gene Ontology annotation, molecular function: protein binding. The record is from RefSeq and is a predicted model, not a curated record. The transcript has 4 exons. The coding region runs from base 99 to 1931 and encodes 610 amino acids.
GUUCCGCAGAUUCGGGAAUCAACAAUUUCCCCUGUUCCUCUGCAGCGCUGCAUAGCAGGGGAGAGGAGCCUCUUCUUCAAACUCAAACUCGUAAAGACAUGGUUUCUGAGAGCUCCCUUUCUUCCUCUAAACGCUCCCCCUCCAAUUCCUUCACUACUAGAAUUUUUGCUGAUGUUGCUGGUGACAUUACUGUUGUUGUUGAUAGGGAGUCAUUUCUACUGCAUAAGUUCCCCUUAGUUUCUCUAAGUGGGAAGAUCAGAAAGAUGGUUGCUGAUGCCAGGGGAACUGACAUUUCCCAUUUGGAGCUCCACAACUUCCCAGGAGGACACCAAACGUUUGAACUUGCCAUGAAAUUCUGUUAUGGCAUGAAUUUCGAGAUUACAACUGACAAUGUUGCUGGCCUUCGCUGUGCUGCUGAAUACUUGGAAAUGACAGAAGAUUUCCGGGACCAGAACCUUAUAGCAAGAACAGAAACUUACCUAAAUGAGGUUGUCUUUCAAAAUCUUCAAAAGUCAGUGGAAGUGCUAUCCACCUGCAAGAUGUUACCCACAAUAGCUGAGAAUGUGGAAAUUACAAGUAGAUGUGUGGAAGCCAUUGCGAUGAAUGCUUGCAAGGAGCAGCUUGUUUUGGGUUUGUCUCAACUAGAUUGUGAUAAUAAUGAAUCCAAAGAACUGAAGGAUGGUUCUUGUAUAGAUUGGUGGGCGGAAGAUUUGUCGAUAUUGAAUAUUGAUUUCUUUGAGAGAGUUGUUUGUGCAAUGGGGAGAAUGGGGGUCCAAUCAAACAGUAUCACUGCUUGUUUAAUGCAUUAUGCUCAGACAUCCUUAAAGGGUAUUGGAAAAUGUCAGAUUUCGAACCCAGCAAGGAUUAAACUGAGUCCUAGUAUAGCAGAAAACGAUCAGAGGACAAUGGUGGAAACUCUUGUAAGUCUAAUGCCAACAGACAAUAAAACUUGUCCAAAUGUCCCAUUGACCUUUCUGUUUGGGAUGCUGAAGAUGGCAAUCAUGCUCGGUGCUACAAUUCCAUGUAGACUUGAGCUUGAAAGGAGGAUAUCAUUGAGGUUGGAAAUGGUAUCAUUAGAUGAUCUACUCAUACCAUCUGUAGUUCAGUGUGGGGAUUCACUGUUUGAUGUGGAUACUGUUCAUAGGAUACUUCUGAGUUUCUUGCAAAGGAUUGAAGAGGAAGAGAGUGAAAGUUGUGGGGGUUAUGAAUCUGAUGGGUUAAGCUCUCCUGACCAUGGUUCUCUAUUGAAAGUUGGGAGGCUUAUUGAUGCUUAUUUAGCCGAAAUUGCUCCUGAUCCGUACUUAAGUCUUCAGAAAUUCAUCGCUUUGAUUGAGAUACUUCCAGAUUAUGCUCGGGUCAUUGAUGAUGGACUUUAUAGAGCUAUUGAUAUUUAUCUCAAGGCACAUCCAGCCCUAACGGAACAAGAAUGCAAGAAGCUGUGCAAGCACAUAGACUGCCAGAAGCUGUCUCAAGAAGCAUCUAACCAUGCAGCUCAGAACGACAGGCUUCCAUUGCAGAUGGUGGUGCAAGUUCUGUAUUUUGAGCAGCUGAGGCUGAAGAAUGCCUUGUCAGGAAGUUCAGGAGAAGGAGACGGCUUCCUAUCACAGAGAAUGAGCAGUGGUGUUCCGAGCGCGGCCAUGUCACCGCGAGACAACUACGCAUCUCUACGGAGAGAGAACAGAGAACUGAAGCUGGAGAUUUCAAGGAUGAGGGUGAGGCUGAGUGAGUUGGAGAAGGAACAAACAUUCAUGAAGCAAGGGAUGAUGGACAAAGCAGGAAAUGGAAGAACAAUUUUUACUUCUCUUUCAAAGGGAAUCGGGAGAAUUGGGAUUUUUAGCAGUCAAAGUGGAGGAAAGAGGCAGAAAUCAGGUAGAAAGUCUCGUGGUUCAGAGGGGAAAAAUGGUCGGAGUAGGAGGCACUCUGUCUCUUAAGAUAAUUGAUGCUAUCGUGUUGUCCUUUUUCCAGGUUAUUAUAGGUGUAAAUGAGCUGGUGGUUAGAGUUUCUCAUCAUUAUUGUGCGUUUUCCUUUCACCAUGUAUGAACGCUGCUGAAAAUACUCGAGUCCAUUCCUCGCGCUCAA